This is a messenger RNA of Orcinus orca (killer whale), 6674 nucleotides long. RefSeq names its product PHD finger protein 8 (gene PHF8). The coding region runs from base 1072 to 4146 and encodes 1024 amino acids. The transcript is spliced from 22 exons. NCBI's taxonomy places the organism in Eukaryota, Metazoa, Chordata, Mammalia, Artiodactyla, Delphinidae. Gene Ontology annotation, biological process: protein demethylation; regulation of transcription by RNA polymerase II. The record is from RefSeq and is a predicted model, not a curated record. Gene Ontology annotation, molecular function: histone demethylase activity; transcription coregulator activity.
UGCUCGCCCGGAGUAGGGGAAAGGCGAAGGCGGGGAAGGCUCUGGCCCCACUCAAAAUGGAGCCAAGCGCCUGCCUCGCCUAAGAUGGCGGCCUCCCCGCCUUUCGGUUCCGGGUUCUCAGCGUCGAUUGGGUACCUGGGGAGUCGAGCGGGUCCAAAGGUGGCCGAGCCCCGCCCCCUUUCUCAAGGUGACGCUCCGCCCCCGAUGGCGUCACGCGGGAGCCGGGGCCCGCCCUUCCCCGCCUGUGCCGCGGUUACCUCGCGUGUCCGGCCUUCAUAAGAUGGCGGUCGGGUCGCCUACCCGCGGCGGCACCGCCACUCUCAACAUGGUAGCUGUUUACCCCGUAUUUCUCCUCCCCUCUCCGCCUCAACUUCCUCGUUGUUUUGAAUAAACUUUAUUGACUACUCUGAAUUGCCUAUCACCGCCACCGGGCUUCUCCCGGCGAUUUUUCGGGCUGUUUUUCUCCAACUGGGCCGCCGGUUCAUCUCCUUCCUCGUUGGUUUGCUCGCGGCGAUCUCCUGCCAGCCCAGCGACGCCGCCGCUUGCCUGUUCGUCAGGCGGCCGCCGGACUAGGCCCGAGCCGCGGGCUCCAGUAGGCCCUAACAGCCGGGCCUGGGGCAGAGCUGUGGAGAAAAUUGCCCUGAAGCAACCGCAGGUCGGCCAGGGCCGCGCGACCCAGCGGGUGGCUCGAGUGUAAGGCGAGAGAGGUUCGCUGCGUUGCCGUGACGAUCCCAGAAUUCGGUGCGCGUCGCCUGUGGGGCCGGAACUGCUGGCCGAACCUUCGCUGAGCGAGGCGCUGAGAAGCUCCGGAGCGAGCCCGGCCGCCGGCGCUUCGGUGGAACUGAGCUCAGCGGGCGUGAGGAAUCCCUGCGGCUUUGCAGAUGAGGAGGUCCCUGUAGGGUUCCGGACCGAAUACGUUCUUGUCAGGUUUGGGGCGUGAGGAGGUUCCUGUCAGUUUGGGAGGCGUGAAGAGAUUCUCCCUUCGUCCAGAGAGAACGCGUGCUGCCGCCUCCCGCUCCCUUUGACGCUGAGAACCUGGCCCACCGCAGAACGCUCCAAGGCCAGGCGAAGAUGGCCUCGGUACCGGUGUAUUGCCUCUGUCGGCUGCCUUACGAUGUCACCCGCUUCAUGAUCGAGUGUGACAUGUGCCAGGACUGGUUUCAUGGCAGUUGUGUUGGUGUUGAAGAGGAGAAGGCUGCUGACAUUGACCUCUACCACUGCCCCAAUUGUGAGGUCUUACAUGGGCCCUCCAUCAUGAAAAAACGCCGUGUAUCUUCAAAAGGCCAUGAUACACACAAGGGGAAGCCAGUGAAGACGGGAAGCCCUACGUUCAUUCGAGAGCUUCGGAGUAGGACCUUUGACAGCUCAGAUGAAGUGAUUCUGAAGCCCACUGGAAGUCAGCUGACCGUGGAAUUCCUGGAAGAGAAUAGCUUCAGUGUGCCCAUCCUGGUCUUGAAGAAGGAUGGAUUGGGGAUGACGCUGCCCUCACCAUCAUUCACUGUGAGGGAUGUGGAACACUAUGUUGGUUCUGACAAAGAGAUUGAUGUGAUUGAUGUGACCCGCCAGGCCGACUGCAAGAUGAAGCUUGGUGAUUUUGUGAAAUAUUAUUAUAGCGGGAAGAGGGAAAAAGUCCUCAAUGUCAUUAGUUUGGAAUUCUCUGAUACCAGGCUUUCUAACUUUGUGGAGACACCCAAGAUUGUUCGGAAGCUCUCAUGGGUGGAGAACUUGUGGCCAGAGGAGUGUAUCUUUGAGAGGCCCAACGUGCAGAAGUACUGCCUCAUGAGCGUGCGGGAUAGUUAUACAGACUUUCACAUUGACUUUGGUGGCACGUCGGUCUGGUACCAUGUGCUCAAGGGUGAGAAGAUCUUCUACCUGAUCCGCCCAACAAAUGCCAAUCUGACUCUCUUUGAGUGCUGGAGCAGCUCCUCUAACCAGAAUGAGAUGUUCUUUGGGGACCAGGUGGACAAGUGCUACAAGUGUUCUGUGAAGCAAGGACAGACACUUUUCAUUCCUACAGGAUGGAUCCAUGCUGUGCUGACCCCCGUGGACUGCCUUGCCUUUGGAGGGAACUUCUUACACAGCCUUAACAUUGAAAUGCAGCUCAAAGCCUAUGAGAUUGAGAAGCGGUUGAGCACAGCAGACCUCUUCAAGUUCCCCAACUUUGAGACCAUCUGUUGGUAUGUGGGAAAGCAUAUCCUGGACAUCUUUCGAGGUUUGCGAGAAAACAGGAGACACCCUGCCUCCUACCUGGUCCAUGGUGGGAAAGCCCUGAACUUGGCCUUUAGAGCCUGGACAAGGAAAGAAGCUCUGCCAGACCACGAGGAUGAGAUCCCAGAGACAGUGCGGACCGUACAGCUCAUUAAAGAUCUGGCUAGGGAGAUUCGCCUGGUGGAAGAUAUCUUCCAACAGAACGUUGGGAAGACAAGCAAUAUCUUUGGGCUGCAGAGGAUCUUCCCAGCCGGCUCCAUUCCCUUAACCAGGCCAGCCCAUUCCACUUCAGUAUCCAUGUCCAGGCUGUCACUGCCCUCCAAAAGUGGUUCAAAGAAGAAAGGCCUGAAGCCCAAGGAAUUCUUCAAGAAGGCAGAGCGAAAGGGCAAGGAGAGCUCAGCCUUGGGGCCUGCUGGCCAAUUGAGCUAUAAUCUCAUGGACACAUACAGUCAUCAGGCACUGAAGACAGGCUGUUCCCAGAAAGCAAAGUUCAACAUCACUGGUACCUGCUUGAAUGACUCAGAUGAUGACUCGCCAGACUUGGACCUUGAUGGGAAUGAGGGCCCGCUGGCCCUGUUGAUGUCUAAUGGCAGUACCAAGAGGGUAAAGAGCUUAUCCAAGUCUCGGCGAGCCAGGAUCACAAAGAAGGUAGACAAGGCUAGGCUGGUGGCAGAACAUGUGAUGGAGGAUGAAUUUGACUUGGAUUCAGAUGAUGAACUGCAGAUUGACGAGAGACUGGGAAAGGAGAAGGCAACCCUGAUAAUAAGACCAAAAUUUCCCCGAAAGUUGCCCCGUGCGAAGCCUUGCUCUGACCCCAACCGAGUUCGUGAACCAGGAGAAGUUGAGUUUGACAUUGAGGAGGACUAUACAACAGAUGAGGACAUGGUAGAAGGGGUUGAAGGCAAGCUUGGAAAUGGGAGUGGAGCUGGUGGAAUUCUUGAUCUGCUCAAGGCCAGCAGGCAGGUGGGGGGACCUGACUAUGCUGCCCUCACCGAGGCCCCUGCCUCUCCCAGCACUCAGGAGGCCAUCCAGGGCAUGCUGUGCAUGGCCAACCUGCAGUCCUCAUCAUCCUCGCCAGCUACCUCCAGCCUGCAGGCCUGGUGGACCGGGGGGCAGGACCGAAGCAGUGGGAGUUCCAGCAGUGGGCUGGGCACAGUGUCUAGCAGUCCUGCUUCCCAGCGCACCCCAGGGAAGCGGCCCAUCAAGCGGCCAGCGUACUGGAGAACCGAGAGCGAGGAGGAGGAGGAGAACGCCAGUCUCGAUGAACAGGACAGCUUGGGAGCAUGCUUCAAGGAUGCAGAGUAUAUUUACCCUUCCCUGGAGUCUGACGAUGAUGACCCUGCUUUGAAAUCUCGACCCAAGAAAAAGAAGAAUUCAGAUGAUGCUCCAUGGAGUCCUAAAGCCCGUGUGACCCCAACUCUACCAAAGCAGGACCGUCCUGUGCGUGAGGGGACUCGGGUAGCUUCCAUUGAGACAGGCUUGGCUGCAGCAGCUGCAAAGUUGGCCCAGCAGGAGCUACAGAAGGCCCAAAAGAAGAAAUAUAUCAAGAAGAAGCCUUUGUUGAAGGAGGUAGAACAGCCUCGCCCUCAAGAGCCUAAUCUCAGCGUGGCAGUACCAGGCCCAACUCUGGCCACUACACCCCAACUUCUCACCUCCUCCUCACCCCUGCCUCCCCCUGAGCCUAAACAAGAGGCCCUCUCAGGAAGUCUUGCUGACCAUGAGUAUACUGCUCGUCCCAACGCCUUUGGCAUGGCCCAGGCAAACCGCAGCACCACACCCAUGGCCCCUGGUGUCUUCUUGACCCAGCGGCGCCCUUCAGUUGGCUCCCAGAGCAAUCAAACAGGACCAGGAAAGCGUCCCAAAAAGGGCCUGGCUACAGCAAAGCAGAGACUCGGCCGUAUCCUGAAAAUCCACAGAAAUGGCAAACUGCUUCUGUGAUCCCCUUUGUGUCCUACCCCUCACCCCUUCACCCCCACUGCCUUCUCCGUUGUCAAUUCUCGGGGCACUCCUGGAUCCUGCCUGCCCCGGACAAGGUGCUGAGGCGCAUUGUCCUGCUUUCUUGGAACUGACCAAAGGCACGGACUCUCCCAUGGGCCCCUUCACCUACUCCCUCAACUCCCUUCCCCACUUCCACUGGAGCAUCCUGCCUGCCUUUUGCAUAUCUCUGAGUAGCCAGUAAAUGGGAGAGGUUUCCAGCUGACUAGAGCCCUCUUUUCUGCUGCCCCAAUCCAUUUCCCUUUCACCAGCUUUGUCUGCCCUUUACUGUCAUCCCCACUUAAAGCUGGAAAGCAGGACGAGGAGAGGCAUGAGGAGAGCCUGGGCCCCUCGGUAUUUCCCUGGUCAUGAAGUGGGAGGCCCAGUGCUCAACACUUUCUGUGGCUCCAUCCCUGUCUCCAGAAGCCUGCCCACCUCUGCCCAUUCUCCUGCCUCCUCUUAGCCCAAUGGAUGUGUCCCACUCAAGACUCGUUCCUGGGAGAAGGCUCUGGCCUCUGCCCCCUCUUGCCAAAUGCUUCAUGGAAAUAAAGAGGAGGGCCCAGAGUCUUCUUGCUGCGCCACCGUGGGCCAUUUCCAGAGUGGCCUAGAAAGGCCAUGGGCUGACUUCAUUCAUCCUCGGGAGGAAGAGAGAUUCCUGUCACUUCUCAAGGUGGGGAGAGGACCAACACCCAAGACUUUGACCGAGACUUUGUAGCCCAUUGGAGGAAACUACUUUUGGGUGGCUACAGACGAAGCCACCUCUCCCAGGGUGAGCUUCAGGGAUUUGCCUAGAGUUUGAGGUCCUGCAGAACAUUAUCCACAUAGCUUUGGCUGGGCCCCAGGAUGCAAAAACCAUCUCCCAAAUGCCUUGAAAGCAUCUGCCACUGAAGCAGAUAGCCCUUGCUCUACGGCCUGAUCCCUUCACCCGUACCACAGAGCACAGCCUGGACCUUCUGGAGAGGAUGUGGCAGGACAGCUCACCCCAGGUUCUCCAUCAGGAGCCUCCCUGCUUCUCUCCCCACCUUGAGGUCUUGGUCUGAAGAAGACUUCAGAACUCACAUCUUCACUCCUGGACCUUUACACUCCCAGAUGUCAGGUGGACGCUCAAGCAGAGUGCUGAUGUGGGGGGAGCCCGAGCCUAGGAGCGGAGAUGCCCACCUGUAAAGGAGCAGAUCAUCUGAACCUCCCACCCCCUCUUCCCUUUGUGAAUGUUUCUAUUGUCCAGACAGUGCCCACCCCCUCCCUCACCCUCCCCCAGCUCCCUCCACCUCCCACCUGUCUUGCCUCCCUGGUGACCUGGACUGGAUGGAGAAUGUCUCCCUCUCUCCAUUUCGGCACUGCCCAAGUGGAGUGCUUCAUUGUCUUCUACCCCCCACUUUAACUUCACCUCAGUUUUCUCAGUGCUUCUGGGGAACUUAACAGCUACUGUGCAGGCCACAGGGAAUAUGUGAGGCUUCCCUGGUUGUCUUCGUGUCUCCAGUUUGUCUUUCUUUUCUCCACAGCCCAUCUACUCUCCUUCCUUGGAAUCAGGGGUCCCUUAGCCCCAUUUCCUUUUCCUAUCUUGGGGGCCCCAGGGGCCAAGCAGUCCUCCAUCUAUUCACACCAAAGGCAAAAAAGCCUGGCUACCUCCCCCUUAGCACGUGAGGUUCCCACUCCCCUUCCCUCUGUUUCUGCCCAGCUUUGCUUUUCUUGGGGAUUUCAAAGCAACAGAGGGUAGUGAGGGGAGGGAAGGAGGGCAGCCUGUGUCCCUGUGUAGGCAACUGCCUGACUAGGCCCUGACUGCUGUAACCAAGACCAGGACCCCAGCCCUUCUGCCCAUUAACACCCCCCUCCCCUUGAUCCUUCAAAGGCAGCUAAUUGCUAGCAUAUCCCCCCUGGUUCCAGGCCUCUUUCCCUUCUGUUUCUUUGUUAAAAGUUUUGUGGAGCUGAAACCCAACCUCCAUUUGACUGGGUUUCUGUUUAAUUUAGUUGGGCUCUCAGAGCUGGCUGUUUGUUGUUUUGUGUUUUAAAUGAAAAGCAAGUUUACCCUCAGAUUUACGCUUUUCCAAAGAGGCUAGUGUGCUUUUUUUUUUUUUUAAAUGUUUCAGGUUCUAAGUGAAGUGAGUUGGGGAGGGGUUGGGAGUGGUUGUAACCAAGGUUUAGAACAUGAUGAGAGAGUUACCUCUGGUCUCCAAUCCCCAGCACAGAGCUGGGGCUUGGAUAGGGGGCAGGGAGAGAGGAUUUCUAUUCACCUUUAAUAUAUUUUUACAAAAAAGCAAUUUAAAAACAAGCCCACCGCUUCUGUACAUGUCUAAAUAUAUUUUUAGAAGUGGGUAGGAUUGUGAAUUUCUGAUGCAGGGCCUUUUUAUAAACAGGUUAGAAUAGCAUCAUACAGACUUCUCUGUUGGUUUUUUUUCCCCUGUUUUUUUCUUAUGUUGUGUUACUAAUGUAAUUUAUAUAUAUUUUUUAGAUCCUCCCUUUCCUAUAGAGAUAAAAGUGAUUUAUCUUGGCAA